Molecule: messenger RNA, 1375 nt
Organism: Pelecanus crispus (Dalmatian pelican)
Lineage: Eukaryota; Metazoa; Chordata; Aves; Pelecaniformes; Pelecanidae
Source: RefSeq, a predicted model, not a curated record
GCAAACUUGUGCUUUGUAGACAUCGAUAACCAUUUCAUCGAACUGCCAGAGGAAUUCCCCCAGUUCCCCAACAAGCUGGAGUUUAUCCAGGAAAUCUCUGAGGUUCUCCUGCAGUUUGGGAUCCCACCGGAGGGUAACCUGCACUGCAGCGACAGUGCCACCAAACUCAAGAACCUGGUUCUUAGUGACUUGGUGAACGACAAAAAUGGGAACAUUCCUGGCAAUGCCCUCAACAUGUACGAGCUGCUGAAAGGCAAUGAGACAAUCGCCCGCCUGCAAGCUCUUGCCAAGAGAACGGGCGUGACGAUGGAGAAAAUGACUAUCACGGCUCCCCUCGCAGAGAAGGAGAAGGAUGGGAAAUUGCCGUGUGAGGAGGUGGAGCUGAGGGACUACAAACUGAACGUGCAGCUUCGCGAGGUUUUCGCCAACCGCUUCACACAGAUGUUUGCAGACUACGAGGCUUUCGUCAUUCAGGCUGCCCCCGAUAUGGAGUCGUGGCUGACAAACAGGGAACAAAUGCAAAACUUUGACAAAGCUUCCUUCCUUUCGGACCAACCUGAGCCUUACCUCCCAUUCCUUUCACACUUCAUCGAAACACAGAUGUUUGCAACCUUCAUAGACAAUAAAAUAAUGUCCCAGUGGGAAGAGAAGGACCCUUUGCUGCGAGUUUUUGACUCCCGAAUUGAGAAAAUAAGGCUAUAUAAUGUAAGGGCCCCUGCACUGCGGACAUCCAACUAUCAGAAAUGCAGCACUUUGAAAGAAGCAGCCCAGUCCAUCGAGCAGCGGCUGAUGAAGAUCGAUCACACGGCCAUCCACCCGCACUUACUUGAUAUGAAGAUCGGCCAAGGGAAAUACGAACAAGGAUUUUUCCCGAAGUUGCAAUCGGAUGUCUUGGCAACAGGACCUACCAAUAACAACCGCUGGGCCAGUCGCAGCGCGACCACGCAGCGGAGGAAAGACCGCCUGCGGCAGCACUCGGAACACAUCGGGCUGGACAACGAUUUGAGGGAGAAAUACAUGCAGGAGGCAAGGAGUUUAGGAAAAAAUUUAAGGCAGCCCAAACUCUCAGAUCUUUCUCCAGCUGUGAUUGCGCAGACCAACUGGAAAUUUGUGGAAGGGUUACUGAAGGAAUGUCGCAUGAAGACUAAACGCAUGUUGGUAGAGAAGAUGGGCCAUGAAGCAGUUGAACUGGGACAUGGAGAAGCCAACAUAACAGGUCUGGAGGAAAAUACGUUGAUUGCUAGUCUCUGUGAUCUGCUAGAAAGAAUCUGGAGCCAUGGUCUGCAGGUCAAGCAGGGGAAAUCUGCUUUGUGGUCCCAUUUACUUCAGUACCAGGAGAGAGAAGAGAAGCAAGAACAUAAUGCAGAGUCCCCAG